Messenger RNA from Apaloderma vittatum (bar-tailed trogon), 857 nucleotides. RefSeq names its product acetyl-CoA carboxylase 2-like. The transcript has 8 exons. The annotation marks the transcript as partial. Lineage: Eukaryota; Metazoa; Chordata; Aves; Trogoniformes; Trogonidae. Gene Ontology annotation, molecular function: metal ion binding; acetyl-CoA carboxylase activity; ATP binding. The record is from RefSeq and is a predicted model, not a curated record.
AGUUCGUCACUCGCUUCGGGGGCAACCGCGUCAUCGAGAAGGUCCUCAUUGCCAACAACGGCAUCGCCGCCGUCAAGUGCAUGCGCUCCAUCCGCCGGUGGGCCUACGAGAUGUUCCGCAACGAGCGCGCCAUCCGCUUCGUGGUCAUGGUCACCCCUGAAGACCUCAAGGCUAACGCGGAGUACAUCAAAAUGGCAGAUCACUAUGUGCCUGUCCCCGGCGGGGCCAACAACAACAACUACGCCAACGUGGAGCUCAUUGCGGUGUGGGCUGGCUGGGGACACGCCUCGGAAAACCCCAAGCUGCCAGAGCUGCUGCAGAAAAACGGGAUAGCUUUCCUGGGUCCCCCAAGCGAUGCCAUGUGGGCUCUGGGGGACAAAGUUGCCUCCACCAUCGUGGCCAAGACGGUCCAGAUCCCCACGCUGCCCUGGAGCGGGAGCGGUCUGGUGGCCCAGUGGUCCAAGGAGGAGCAGGAGCACCAGCAGGCAAUCAGCAUCCCCCUCGAGACGUACGCUCAGGGCUGUGUGAAGGACGUGGAGGAAGGCCUGGAGGUGGCCAAGAGGAUUGGCUACCCAGUGAUGAUCAAGGCGGCAGAAGGUGGCGGGGGCAAAGGCAUCCGAAAAGUGGAGGCAGCGGAGGAAUUUGGCACCUGCUUCCGCCAGGUACAGGCGGAGGCUCCCGGGUCCCCCAUCUUCCUGAUGAAGCUGGCGCAGCACGCGCGGCAUCUGGAGGUGCAGGUGCUGGCUGAUGAGUAUGGCAACGCCAUCUCCCUCUUCGGCCGCGACUGCUCCAUCCAGCGCCGGCACCAGAAGAUCAUCGAGGAGGCGUUUUUUUGGCCCCCGCCGUCAUCGAGGUGA